AUGUGGAAGAGAAUCGACCGUCAACUCAAGAUCAGAGCAGGGGAUGGGCCUCCGGCAAGCCAGCUCAAGGAAUUGGGUCCAGCUCAGGAACUCACUGUGCCACACCCUGUAGUGCUGUCAGAGUUCCAGAGCUUCCCUGUGUUUGAGGACAUCAGUCAUCACAUCAAAGAAGUGGGGGCCCAACUGGUAAAGAAAGUCAAUGCCAUCUUUCAGCUGGACAUCACCAAGGAUGGGAAGACCAUUCUGAAGUGGACCAUUGAUCUGAAGAAUGGCUCUGGGAACAUGUAUCCAGGACCCGCCAGGCUCCCAGCGGACACUGUCUUCACAAUCCCGGAGCCUGUCUUUAUGGAGCUGGUUUUCGGCAAAAUGAACCCUCAGAAGGCUUUCCUUGCUGGCAAGUUCAAAGUGAGCGGCAAAGUUCUGCUUGGCCAGAAGCUGGAGAGGGUUUUCAAAGACUGGGCUAAGUACUGA
This is a messenger RNA of Globicephala melas (long-finned pilot whale), 471 nucleotides long. It is a transcript of the gene SCP2D1, whose product is annotated as SCP2 sterol binding domain containing 1. Lineage: Eukaryota; Metazoa; Chordata; Mammalia; Artiodactyla; Delphinidae. The record is from RefSeq and is a predicted model, not a curated record. Gene Ontology annotation, cellular component: cytosol.